GGCAAACGGAGAGAGAGAGAAAGAGAGUGGAGUGGAGGCGGCGUAGAGGAGAUGACGACCGUGCUGCGAACGCCACCCGUCCGCUUGCCCUCCUUCGUCUCCCCCUUCGUCAAUCGCUUGCCGUUUACUAAACCGCUGUCCCAUUCAGCGAAGCUCUCUUCUCCUUCACGCCGCCGCCUCUUCGCCGCCUUCUCCCCCCGCGCCAUGGCCUCGUCCGCAUCGCCGUCCUCCUCCCAGAUGGCGGCGCCAGGUGAUGUGACGGGGGUUUCGGAUGCCUUCGAGAAGAUUCGUGCUCAUCAGGAAGCUGCUGCUCGACUUUCUCCUGUUGAAGAAAUACGAACACUACUUGAUCUCAGCACUCGGGGCAUGCUCUCUACCUUUUCUCAGGUCCACGAGGGUUAUCCUUCCGGAUCCAUGGUUGAUUUUGCAUGUGAUCAUGAUGGUUCUCCCAUACUAGCAGUCAGUAGCUUAGCUGUCCAUUCAAAGAAUUUGUUGGCAAAUCCUAAGUGCUCAUUGCUUGUAGCAAAGGAUCCUGAAGAUAGGACUGAUAUAGUUGUCACCAUAUAUGGGGAUGCUGUUCCGGUUUCUGAAGAUGAUAAUGAAGCUGCACGUGCUGCUUAUCUAAGAAGACAUCCAGAUGCAUUUUGGGUUGACUUUGGUGACUUCAGUUUCAUCCACAUCAAACCAAAAUAUGUGCGCUAUGUUUCUGGCGUUGCCACAGCUCUACUGGGAUCGGGAGAAUUUGAUGGUGAGGAAUAUAAAGCUGCCAAAGUUGAUCCAAUAUCUCAAUUUACAAAGCCUAUCACGUCCCACAUGAAUAGGGAUCAUCAAGAAGAUACAAAAGCCAUUGUACAACAUUCAACCUCAGUAAAGGUGGACUUUGCUCACAUGCAAGAUGUGGAUAGCCUUGGCUUCAAUGUAAAGGCUGGUUAUCAAGGAAGUACUUUGAAACUUCGCAUCCCAUUCCCUAGACGUGCUCAAGACAGGAAGGAUGUGAAGACUCUUAUAGUGGAAAUGCUUCAAGCUGCUAAAUCAAACGAGGGACUGUCAUAGGUUUGGUAACAGGAAAAGGUGAUUAUGAUGCUGCGCUCUCAAAUGAACUGCUAUUAUCAGGAGUCGAUGAGGAGGAAAUAACAUUACGAGCGGUGUGACUGAAACAAAUAUAUUAAAGGAUAAACAGUGGUGGUCGAUGUGUGUCUAUGUGAACCAGAAAGCUGUGAAAAGUCCUCUCUUUAUCCUGAGACAAAAAGUAUCAUUUGUGCCGUGCUUCAUGCACCAUUAAUUCUAACACACUUCACGGUGACCA
This is a messenger RNA of Musa acuminata subsp. malaccensis (wild Malaysian banana), 1306 nucleotides long. RefSeq lists its product as uncharacterized. The record is from RefSeq and is a predicted model, not a curated record. NCBI's taxonomy places the organism in Eukaryota, Viridiplantae, Streptophyta, Magnoliopsida, Zingiberales, Musaceae.